AUGAGGAACUCACCCGGGCUGUUUCUACCUGUGCUUUGUAAUGUGGCAGCUCCUGGUGUGCUUCUUUCUCACAAGCCAAAGGAAAAAAAUCGGAUUGACAGUAAUAAUGAAAACUCUGUCCCAAAAGACUUUGAAAAUAUUGACAAUAGUAAUUUUGGGCCCAGAAUGCAAAAGCAGAAGUUGCAACCAGAAGCGAAGAGUAAAGCACCAAUUGAGAAGAAAGCCAAGUAUGAGCAGAUGGGCAAAGCCAAGGAUCAUUCAUUGCUGGGCAAGAGCACCAAUGAAGUCCUAAAAUAUGGGAGCUUUCAGGCAAAAAAUGCCAGCAAUUUGCAACCAAACUACAAGACUAGGAACGUCUACAAAGGAGUAGUGAUUGGAAAGGGUACUCAAGAAAUCCAUUAUGACCAGACUCCCAGAUGUGAAAUAUCGGGCAAGGAAGCAUUGUCUGCACUCUCCAGGGCUAAAAGCAAACAUUGUCGACACGAGAUUGCUGAGCUCUAUUGCCUUCAUAAAGAUGGCAAGUUAAUGCCGGAAAAGGUACCUCGACUGUGUCCGUUGGAGGGUAAAGCGGCAAAUACUAUCCAGCCAGACGAUGACUCCUUGGAAUCUUUGCCUCAAAACCCUGUCAGAAUUGCCUUCGUUUUGGUUGUUCAUGGGAGAGCUUCGCGACAGCUGCGGCGCAUGUUCAAGGCGAUUUAUCACAGAGAUCACUACUAUUACAUUCAUGUGGACAAGCGAUCAAACUAUCUGCACCGGGAUGUAUUAGAGUUUGCCAGUCAGUAUCCAAAUGUGAGAGUCACACCUUGGCGAAUGGCCACCAUCUGGGGUGGAGCAAGUCUGCUGACCAUGUACCUGCAGAGCAUGCGGGAUCUACUGGAGAUGAAAGACUGGCCCUGGGACUUCUUCAUCAAUCUGAGUGCUGCUGACUACCCAAUUAGGACUAAUGAUCAACUGGUGUCUUUCUUGUCAAGAUACAAAGAUAUGAAUUUUCUGAAGUCUCAUGGCAGAGAUAAUGCAAGCCUGCUGUCUGCAAAUUCUGAUGUGGACCGGACAGGUUUCCUGCUGUCAACUCCACCUACAGCUAGUUAUCAGACAUCCUUCUUCCACACGGUCCUGGAGAAUAGUCAUCUCUGUGAGACGAUGGUGGAUAACAACUUGCGAAUUACCAACUGGAAUCGGAAGCUUGGCUGUAAGUGCCAGUACAAACACAUUGUGGAUUGGUGCGGCUGCUCUCCCAAUGACUUCAAGCCACAGGAUUUCCACCGCUUCCAGCAAACGGCAAGGCCAACGUUUUUUGCUCGGAAGUUUGAGGCUGCAGUUAACCAAGAGAUCAUUGGUCAGCUGGAUUUCUACCUGUUUGGGAACUACCCAGCUGGCACAACAGCUCUGAAAGCAUACUGGGAAAACGUAUACGAUGAGCCAGAUGGUAUCCACAGCAUCAGUGACACAUACCUGACCAUGUAUCACUCAUUUGCUCGCCUAGGUCUAAAAAGAGCAGAGUCUUCCUGGCAUUCCAAAGAGGAGAAUAAGUGCAGAUAUUACGCUAUGGGCAACCCAGUCUCGGUUCAUCUCUAUUUCUAUACUGACCGGUUCCAAGGCUAUCUGCUGAAACACCAUGCCACAAAUCUGGCCACCAGCAAACUGGAAACUCUUGAGACUUGGGUGAUGCCAAGAAAAAUGUUUAAAGUUUUGAAUCCCACCAAUGACUUUGCACGGCUACAGUUUGCAGAGAUUGGCACAGAGUGGGAUGCUAAGGAGAGAAUUUUCCGAAACUAUGGUGGCCUCAUUGGGCCCAUGGAUGAGCCUAUUGGCAUGCAGAAGUGGGGCAAGGGCCCUAACGCCACAGUCACUGUCGUUUGGAUCGAUCCAAUUAACGUCAUUGCAGCUACGUAUGAUAUUCAGAUCGAGUCCAGUGCCGAGUUCACUCAUUACAAACCUCCACUGAAACUGCCCCUGCGCCCAGGCCUCUGGACUGUCAAGAUUCUGCACCACUGGACACCGGUGGCUGAGACAAAGUUUUUGGUGACUCCGCUGAUGUUCUCAAACAGGCAGCCGAUUGGAAAAGGAGAAACCCUCAAGUUACAUAGUGGUCCGUCUAAGAAUGCCUACAUGGAACAGAGUUUCCAAGGCCUGAGGAAUACCCUGAACAUACACACUACUCCCAACCAAGUGGAACAGGCAAAACAUAAUGCAGCACUCACUGGCUCACAGCUGGAGGGCUGGGUAGAUCCCAUGGUCAACAGUUUGUGGUCAGCUGUGGAUAUCUGUGCCAGUGGCCCCACCUCUUGCCCGAUCAUGCAAACCUGCAGCCAAACAACCUGGAGUUCAGAGAGUCCAGACCCCAAAUCAGAAUUGGGGCCAGUCAAAGCGAAUGGCCGUUUGAGGUAGCACCUAAUGCACCCCUGAACCAUCGUAAAAACACAAAUUGCCAAUCGGGUUUUCCCAUUAGUUCUUAGCAACAGUUCCCGGAUGUCUUCAUAGAAUUAUGACAAAGCUAGGGCAGUGCAUUUAAACUUGAAGAUGUUGAUUUUGACAGAGGUAAGCAGUGUUAGCUGUGCUGGUACUGUGAAAGAACAGAUGUAUUAUCUUGUACUGCAGAAAGUCUAGAAUGAAAAUUUAGCACUCUAUUUAUUUAAACAUUUUAGUCAGUGACUAAUGAGUAGGAGCUGCUUUUGCAGCUUGGUUUAUAUAUAUAUCCUAUUACUAAUCUGCCUUUAUUAACAAAGGCCUGUGCCCAGACUUCCUACCACCUUUAACUGUAUCUGAUCUAAAACAUAUAGAGGGUCUCAAAGCUUCUGUCAACAGGACUAUUUAAAUUGAAAUCAAUAGUUACACCUGCUGUAAAAGAGAGAGUCAACUCUCCUAAAUGGGUUGUAACGCACUUUGCUGAAGCAGUGCUCUCAGCACUGGCUAUUCUAUUAUAGAUGAUCAGAGCAUUAUACUGCAGCCAGGUUCAGAAAAUGAUGUAGUAAAACCAUCACUGUUAGCAACCCCAAAGCAAAUUAGAGUUUAUUCUAAUUUUUCAUGGCAAUGAUAUAGUAACUUAUUUAGAUCAGACAUUCCUUUGUAAACUUAGUUUUUUUUUAAAGAAAACUUGCAUCUAAUUUUGCAAAAAAAAUCACAUUGCACUUUCAAAGAAAAAGCUUCUUGAUUACAGCACCAGAAACCCAUCUUUAUGUUCAAAUCCUCAUGGUCAAGUAUGUCUAAAAAUGGUAUGUCUGAUUAAACAUUAUCUACUAUAGUUAAUUAAAAAUCUGGACGUUUUCACUUUUUUUUACAUUUGUUCUUAGGGCAUCUCAGAAGUGCUCCAUGUUGGCCUGUCUAUGCAGUUUGUAUUAAUUGUCAUUCUUUGAUGUGAUGUGUAGGCUGGGGUUGUUAAUUCUAUUGAAGGUGCUAGGUCUUGUGAACAGAUAGUGUCAUACACACACAUUUGAUCUCAGUACAUGAAGCUACUGUCUGUUGGGUUUUUAAGAGUAAUAGGCAGGCUAACUGCCCUGCUCAUUUACUUCAUCACAUCAGAAUAACUUAGGUCCCUGCUCCCAUUAGUCUGAAUAUCAGAUGAAGCGCCCUCCUAGUUUUAACUUCUGUUAUAAAGGCUUGUCAGUACUCCUGUUAAUAACUUGUGUUUGAGUAAUUUAUCUUUAAACAUUAGAUGGAUUCAGAGUUGCAUUUCAUGAUCAGCACUUGCCUUAGCCAAACUUCAUUCCUGCUUUCAGUUUAAAUAUUUCUCAACUUGUUCUGUGUGAACUCUCAACAACAACAACAAUUGCUAAAACCCUUGGGUGGCCAAGGAUUUACAGUUGCUCCGAAUCACAGGGUCCUUCUUGUUCAUGGUAACGUUGCAACAAAGGGGAAAUGAAGAAUUGCUGAACUGACAUGGGAAGUACUGUGAAUAUCGAGCAGAUUAGCCAGCAGGUGGGAGACAGUGACAGGGUCCCUAUUGUGGACAUUCCCAUUUCAGAGUUGCAUGGUGCCAUGUCAAAAAUUGCUCUACCUCCCUCCCUAGAAGUUUACUCAUUUCAAAUGCAUUUCAAACAUUGUUUUUAUUCCAGAUUUCCAUCUCUGACAGUGUUUUUAAAAUGUGUAAUCACAUAUUUACUGAAAUGAAUAAUAGAACUCUGAGCAUCAACUUUCUGUCCACUUCCAUGAAGUACCUGAUUUAUACAGUUUGGUUGAACUGGUACCUGCCACUCAUGAAUUUGUGGCAAAAUCAAUAACAAACAUAACUUCGCUUCAAGAGGUUGGUGGACAUAGAGACAGGAAUGGGGUUAGAAAAGUCAGUGAUCAGGAUAUUCACCCACACCGAUCCUGCCUCAGUCACAUUAGGAUAACAACGUCAAUAAUGUCUCAAAUUUGUGGAACUUUCAACAGACUGAUUUUAAAAGUUAAAUUCUGGUCAAUUUAGUUGUAAUAAUGUAUCUGUUGCCCAGUUGGUGAAUGAUUUGUGUUUAUCUCGUGAUUUCCAUCUGUUUAAAUCAAUGGUUGUAACAGAAUACAAACAGGCAGUUUGAGCAACAGAAAAAUCUCCACAUUCCUGUUAGGCUUGGGGAUUCCAAAUACUUCCUAAUUUGGGAGUGGUGAAAUCAGAAAUACAACCAACCAGUGUGGGAGAUUGAAGAGAGGAUAUCAUCAUGCCUUUUGUCUUCAGCCAUGGAAAAUGGAAAGCUUUUUUAAAAGAAUGAAAUGUGCUUUGGAGAUCCCACCUGUAAGGGAAAGAUUGUUGGCCAGGCUUGAUGAUUUUUGAGCAUUUAUGAAUACACACUGAUUAUUCCCAAAGGUUCCAUUAUCCCAAAACCAACCUUUAAAAUGUACACAGCAAGUAUCCUUUCCCAAUUUGUGCAACAUAUUGAAAAGUGCACAUUUAAAAACCUCAGGUUGGUUGAGACCGUUUCACAACUGAGCAAACCAAUGGCCUUUUUACACUGGGAGGAGGCAGAGAUGGAUGUGAAUCUCUGAAAUUGUUCACCAGCUGUCCCACUUUCAAUUGUCUGCUGUUAAUGCCAUGUAUUAAUUAUCAUGAAGCUGUCAACUCAAUGCCUUCUUCCUCCUGUGCUGAGGGGGAGCUGCCAUGGGUGCUACCUCAUGUGAAUGUGAGUAUAUUUUACCCGACAUCAUUGGUACUGGAAAUAUCUUCUGAGCCUGUUUCACCUGAGCUGAAUGUAUGAUCUAUGCAAGCUGUUCCUUGUAAUGAGAACACAACGCAAUUGAAGUUAAACUUGCCAAAUAAACUGCAAGAUACUGUACAGAUGUCUCUGAUGACAGAGCGAACAUUCAGGUGCUGUUCACUGCACCAAAUUUGUAAAUUGUCACGUAUUUUGUUCAAUGGACUUCGUUAGUCACAGUUAGGUCAAUUCUUGCCCAAAGACUAUACUGAAGGGUCUUUGUGUUAUUAAUGAUACACUUGUUACAUGUCAACAAUAGCGUGACUGUCAGAUAGUCAGUGCUGGCUUAUUACUUUGUCUCUCCUAAUAAAUUAGUGAUCAUGCCUGCAUUUUAAAAGACUAAAGACUACCGUACGGAAUUUAAAACAAAAAUUAUGGCUAUUUUAUUAUAGAUCCAAAUAAACAUUUAAAAAAAGACUAAGAAUUAUUUUAAACUGAACAUGUACUUACAAGAAAAGGACUAAUUCCGACAUGCAACUCAUUGAAAGGUGUAGAUAUUUGUUAUUUAUUUAAAAUAAUAAAAUAUUUUGAGGUUUUAAAAGGUGUUUAAUUUGACAAUUGGGUCAAAAGUUCUGAAAGCCAGUACAAUUUCCUGUAUGUAGAAUGUUCUAUUCAGCAAAUAUUGCACUAGCUGUUUUGCACCAAUUGCCCUCCAAUUAGCAGAGAAAAGACGAAACACAGAAAUUGUGCCUUAGCUGCCUUCUGGUCUGAGGAAGUCUGCUUUUGUCUGACAAAGCAAGUUUUUGCAGGUUAUCAACAAUUGUAUUAAAUGCUGUAUCGUACCAAAAACUGCUGUUGUAUAUAGUUGCCUACUGUCCUAUUGUGUUUUUGAUUGCAGAAUUUUAAAAUACAAAAAAAAACAAAA
Rhincodon typus (whale shark) is the source of this 6027-nucleotide messenger RNA. RefSeq names its product xylosyltransferase I (gene xylt1). Gene Ontology annotation, molecular function: protein xylosyltransferase activity. The transcript has 11 exons. NCBI's taxonomy places the organism in Eukaryota, Metazoa, Chordata, Chondrichthyes, Orectolobiformes, Rhincodontidae. The record is from RefSeq and is a predicted model, not a curated record. Gene Ontology annotation, biological process: heparan sulfate proteoglycan biosynthetic process; chondroitin sulfate proteoglycan biosynthetic process. Gene Ontology annotation, cellular component: membrane. Bases 1 to 2388 code for a protein of 795 amino acids.